This is a messenger RNA of Poecilia reticulata (guppy), 2576 nucleotides long. RefSeq names its product glial fibrillary acidic protein (gene gfap). The record is from RefSeq and is a predicted model, not a curated record. NCBI's taxonomy places the organism in Eukaryota, Metazoa, Chordata, Actinopteri, Cyprinodontiformes, Poeciliidae. Gene Ontology annotation, cellular component: intermediate filament; cytoplasm; cell projection. Gene Ontology annotation, molecular function: structural constituent of cytoskeleton. Gene Ontology annotation, biological process: intermediate filament organization; regulation of chaperone-mediated autophagy.
UUCUGAGUGUCAUGUAAACCAGCCCUUCGCUCUCCCCUUUUUGUCCCAUUCACUGCCCGCCCCACCCUGUGGCCCAAAGGGGGGUUGCUCCCUCUAUAAAACCCCUGCUUGUGCACCGGGUGAGCUUAUUCCCCCAGCAUGGAGAGCCAGAGGGUCCAGUCCUCAUACAGGAAACGUUUUGGGCCUCAGGGCGGCUCGGGCGCCAGAAUCGGUAGCCUGUCUUCCAACCGCCUCUCCUGGCAUGGCACCCCGCGGUCCAUCACCCUCUCCAGCCCCGUUUCCAGGCUCUCCCUGGGCUCCGCCAGCACGGCCCUGCUGCUGGGGAGCCCCGGUGACCGGCUGGACUUCUCCGCCGACUCCCUCAUGAAGGCCCACUACAAAGAAAUACGCACCAACGAGAAGAUGGAGAUGAUGGGCCUGAACGACCGCUUUGCCAGCUACAUAGAGAAGGUGCGCUUGCUGGAGCAGCAGAACAAGAUGCUGGUGGCGGAGCUGAACCAGCUGAAGGUGAAGGAGCCCAGCCGCCUGGGAGACAUCUACCAGGAUGAGCUCAGGGAGCUGCGGCGGCAGGUGGACGGGCUCACCAACGGGAAGGCCCGGCUGGAGGUCGAGAGGGACAACCUGGCAGCCGAUCUGGCCAUGCUGAAGCAAAGACUUCAGGAUGAGAUGACUCUGCGCCAGGAAGCAGAAAACAGUCUGAACACUUUCAGACAGGAUGUGGACGAAGCGGCUCUCAGUCGAGUCCAGCUGGAGAGGAAGAUCGAAGCUCUGCAGGACGAGAUCAACUUCCUGAAGAAAAUUCACGAGGAGGAGCUGCGUGAGCUGCACGACCAGCUCGUGGCCCAGCAGGUCCAUGUCGAUCUGGACGUGUCCAAACCGGACUUGACUGCGGCUCUGAGGGACAUCAGAGUCCAGUAUGAGAACAUGGCCACGUCCAACAUGCAUGAAACCGAGGAGUGGUACCGAUCCAAGUUUGCUGACCUGACAGACGCAGCCAAUCGAAACGCGGAGGCCCUGCGGCAAGCGAAGCAGGACGCCAACGAAUAUCGGCGUCAGGUUCAGGCUCUGACCUGCGACCUGGACGCUCUCAGAGGCACCAACGAGUCUCUGGAGCGCCAGCUGCGGGAGCUGGAGGACCGCAGCGCCAUGGAGGCUGCCGGGUACCAGGACACGGUCAGCCGCCUGGAGGAGGAGAUCCAGGCCCUGAAGGAGGAGAUGGCCCGCCACCUGCAGGAGUACCAGGACCUCCUCAAUGUCAAACUGGCUCUGGACAUCGAGAUCGCCACCUACAGGAAGCUGCUGGAAGGAGAGGAGAGCAGGAUCACCAUCCCAGUUCAGAGCUUUUCCAACCUGCAGUUUAGAGAAACUAAUUUGGACACUAAAACUCCGGAGGCUCAUGUGAAGCGAAGCAUCCUGGUCCGAACUGUGGAGACCAGAGACGGGGAGAUCAUUAAGGAGUCGACCACUGAACACAAAGACCUUCCUUGAAUUUCAAGGAAUUUCUCCAUUAUGUCCUGGAACACAUUCUGAUGUUUCUGAAUGAAAUAUUCCUUUAUUUUCAGUUUAAACCUCAAAGCUGCCUCCAUUAUGAAGCGCUUUCUAAUCAGUUUAGCACCCUUGCAAUUACUUUCAGACUAAAAUGUCCACUUUUAAGUCGUGUAACCGAUUCUACUAAGAUGUAAAACAUUAUUGUAGCUGAAAAAUGAGAUUUUAUUUGCCUUGACCCCAGUAAUCUGUCAUAGAAGAGGCCUUGAAAUGUAGAUUGUUUUGAUCUCAUUUGUAGUGUUGUGCAGGUUGAUGUGUGGUUACGUGUAUGUGAAACGUGGGGGGCAGGAGGGAGCGCUCGGUUCGUAAACGCUGAAACUGGAUUUUAGGUGAGAAACGGGAGGUGAGUUUAUGUCGCAGCAGCUUUUGACAGAACGACAGCUGAAUCCCAGCGGUUUGCUUCUACAUUCGCCUGGUGCUAUUUUUUUAUUUCCUUCAGGAUUUUCAUCCACGUCUCUUUUUAAAGUCCUGAAUAUCUGCAUGUUGUUCUGUUAGACAUCUAACAAGCUGAGGUUUCAGCAGAUUAAUUUGAGUUUUUCCUCUCUAAUAAUUUGUAGCGCAGGCAAAGUUUUGCGUCUUGUAUUGAUAAUUGAGUUUCUUCACUUUUUUCUAAAUCAGUCUGCAUUGUCUCAAGCAGAGUGACUCCUAACAGUAUUUCUGUGUGAAUAAAAUGAUCAGUGCCUUUUAAUCAGGCACAAGAGUUAGAAAUAGUAAAUCAAGCAUCCGUGUACGGAAGAAGAUUAGUGCCACUGGGAAAAAAACAAAAACAAUCCAGACUUUUUCCCCCCCUCAGAAUCAGAUUUGUUUAAAUUGUUUUUGCACCAUCAGGAAAAUCUAGUCUUUAAAUUUCUUAUAAAUCUAUCAAAUAAUUUUGGUACAGGUUUUCAGUGUGCAGGUUUACAAAUUCUAUUACAAGGAAGAAACAGAUAUGUGAUUAUUUUCAUACGCUAACAUCAUAAUUAACGUACAACUAAGAAUGUUUGGGUUUUUUAUUUGGAUUUUAACAUAGAUGGACAGAAUUAGAAUUCUAA